Papaver somniferum (opium poppy) is the source of this 1826-nucleotide messenger RNA. Its product is annotated as probable N-succinyldiaminopimelate aminotransferase DapC. Bases 220 to 1584 code for a protein of 454 amino acids. Gene Ontology annotation, cellular component: cytoplasm. Gene Ontology annotation, biological process: biosynthetic process. Gene Ontology annotation, molecular function: pyridoxal phosphate binding; L-kynurenine:2-oxoglutarate transaminase activity. The record is from RefSeq and is a predicted model, not a curated record. NCBI's taxonomy places the organism in Eukaryota, Viridiplantae, Streptophyta, Magnoliopsida, Ranunculales, Papaveraceae. The transcript has 2 exons.
AGUCAGGCACUCGUACAGUCUGUGCAUCCAGAGUGUAUAGAUAUUCAGGAUCUACGACGCUAUGUUAGCACAUAUCUUAAGCGGAUACAAAUACAUUGUACCGGAUACAUACCCACAGUCACUUGAUUCUCCGAACGAUUCGGGAUAGCAGCUUGGAAAGGCAACUACUCUUCUUCUCCCUUUCUAAAAUUUCUUUCUCAACCCUUCCUUUAAAUUGUGAUGCUGGGUUUAGUCAAACCCUCAUCAAAUUUCAGACAUGGGAAUGAAAUGUUAACACUGAGAACAAGAGCAUUAAACAUUUUCACAAUACCCACAACAACAACUUUAAACCACAGUUUCAGAAAAAGCAGAUUCCCUUCUUUCAUGGCUUCCGCAAUUUCAACAACUUCCGAAGAACCCACCACUAAAAAUUUCGUCGUUCAGCAUCCUGUACAGGUUGCAAAGCGCUUGGAGAAGUUUAAGACUACAAUCUUCACACAAAUGAGCAUGCUUGCGAUCAAGCAUGGAGCGAUAAACCUCGGCCAAGGCUUUCCCAACUUUGAUGGCCCUGAAUUUGUGAAAGACGCCGCAAUCCAAGCUAUUAAAGAGGGGAAAAACCAAUAUGCCCGGGGAUAUGGUGUUCCAGAUCUCAACUCUGCAGUGGCUGCCAGGUUCAAGAAAGACUCGGGACUGGUGGUGGACCCUGAAAAGGAAGUCACUAUCACUUCAGGAUGCACUGAAGCCAUUGCUGCUACCAUGUUAGGCUUGAUAAACCCCGGCGAUGAGGUCAUCCUUUUUGCCCCUUUUUAUGAUUCUUACGAAGCUACCCUUUCCAUGGCUGGAGCCAAUAUAAAAUCCAUUACCCUCCGGCCUCCCAAUUUCUCAGUUCCAAUUGAUGAGUUCAAGUCUAUCAUCUCAAAGAAUACUCGUGCAAUACUUCUAAACACACCACACAACCCCACGGGGAAAAUGUUCAGCCGAGAGGAAUUGGAAACUAUUACAUCUCUCUGUAUAGAAAAUGAUGUGUUGGUUUUCUCAGAUGAAGUUUAUGAUAAGUUGGCAUUCGAGGAAGAUCACAUUUCUAUAGCUUCACUUCCUGGCAUGUACGAGAGGACUGUCACCAUGAAUUCCCUCGGAAAGACAUUUUCUGUAACAGGUUGGAAGAUUGGUUGGGCUAUAGCUCCACCACAUCUGACAUGGGGAGUAAGACAGGCACACUCUUACCUCACUUUUGCUACAUCAACUCCAAUGCAGUUUGCCGCUGCGGAAGCUCUUCGAACCUCGGAAACUUAUUAUGAAGAAAUGAAGAAGGAUUACAUGCAUAAGAAGGAGAUAUUGGUAGAAGGACUUAAAGAUGUAGGUUUUGUGGUCCACCCUUCAAGUGGUACUUACUUUGUCAUCGUUGAUCAUACCCCUUUCGGGUUUGAAAAUGAUGUCGCCUUCUGCGAAUAUCUGAUUAAGGAAGUGGGAGUUGUCGCAAUUCCUACGAGUGUAUUCUAUCUUAAUCCAGAGGAUGGUAAGAAUUUGGUGAGGUUCACAUUCUGCAAGGACGGGGAUACUCUUAGGGCAGCAGUCGAAAGAAUGAAAGCGAAGUUGAGAAAAUGAAAUCACUCUUUAUCUUCAGUCUCAGCAUAAUUGAGAAAAAAUAUUACUCUUAAAUUUCCGUCUAUCCAAAACUGUUUAUUUUCUGUCUGGGGAAGUUCUCCCCGAGUAGAACGAAAACAUUUACAUUGUAAGCCAUUUGAAUGAGCAUUCUCUUGAUUGAAAUCACAUUAAAGUAGCCAUCCAACCUUUUCAAAGCUGGAUGUAGAUGCACAAUUAAAUGCUAUGAAAUUCUAUUACAAACA